AUGUCGCCCGGUCAAAACGUAAACGACAACCCUUCAAACCAGCAGCAACCCACAACAAAUCUCAUGAAUUCAUACAUUGUGCACGUGGGAGAACAAACAUUUCGCUUGUAUCCUCCUUCCAUAACUUUUGAUUCUCCAAACUUCUUCACCCAAACCUUCUUUGGCGAAGAAGAGACUUCGGGUGAGAAUGAAACAAAUAACACCCCUUACUCUGCUGAAGGCAACUCAGCCUCGGGGUCGACUUCGGAAAGUAACGGAAAGGACGGUGAUCUUUCCGUUUCCGCGGAGUCCAACAACGAAUCCAAGGCUAUUGAUAAAAUCAAUAAGGCGAGGACGAGCACCGGUACACAAACUUCAGUUAAAGAGAUAACCAUUGACAGGGAUCCCAGGUUGUUUGAGGUUAUUUUGAGAUAUCUUCGGGGUUAUACCAUAUUUCCGUUAUCUUCGGUAAAUUUGCCACCAGGAAUGUCUCUUGACCUGUUUCGAGAAAGUUUACUGGAAGAUGCACGAUUUUAUGGAUUGGAUCGGUUGGAACAACUGCUUCAAGCUGAAACACCUUCGCCACUGCGUUACAAAGAUCCAUUUACAUCAGCGGAUAAGAUCCUUUUAUCACUUCGUGAUGUACUUAUUCACAAGGAUUUUAUUAAAUCCAAACUCGAUGGAUCUUCCACCAUUGAAUUCUUUACGGGAGCAGUUCUUACCAUUGAAGUCGAACCUUCUGAUGAGUCCAUAAGUUUCCACACAAAGUUUCUCAAUGCACAAGAUCAAAAGGCAAUAGAAGUUUUAGGUGAGAUCUGUGGUGACAAAUCUCACAUUCAGCUCUCGAGGAAACUGUAUUCAAAUAUGCAUGAUACAUUGAAUGGAAUACGUUUAGAAAUUGAUGGAGUGCAAGUUACUGGUAUGGACAUUGCUUCCCUUGUAGGACCUUAUAAUCAGAAGGUAAAGACUUUAGAGGACAUGCUUCGAUCGUCUGGAGGUGAGCGUUUGAUCAUAUACGCUCAGGAGUUUGUUUUUAGAUUGGAUCGACCUAAAUAUACAGUGGAUUCCGCGGAUCUUGUCGCUGAAAGUGAAACUACCGGUAACAAAGAGAAUACCAAUGGAGUUGCUUAUACUAAUAUGAAUGGAUCAUUAGAUCCAGCCGAUGUUGUCGAUAGCAAUGCAAUCAAUAAAGCUGAUUCAGAAAGUCAAAGCCGUGGCGAGGAGGUUAACGGAAGUAACAGUGUGGAUAAUGUAAAAAGCAACGAAAAUAAUGUUAACGAGGAAAGUUCUGUUUAUCUUGGGGUUGUUUGGGCUAAAGGGUGGACGCAAGAAUGGUGGGCGUGGACCGAAUAUCGGAUGAAGUUGGAUGCCCUCCAAUGA
This is a messenger RNA of Acaulospora morrowiae, 1359 nucleotides long. The record is from the annotation of a GenBank genome assembly. Lineage: Eukaryota; Fungi; Glomeromycota; Glomeromycetes; Diversisporales; Acaulosporaceae.